AUGAGCCACAAGUACAUCUUCAAGUACAUUAUUAUCGGUGACAUGGGGGUUGGGAAGAGUUGCCUCAUGCAGCGCUUCACGGAGCAGCGCUUCCGCAACGACCUCCCGCACACCAUCGGCGUGGAGUUUGGCACGAUUACGGUAGACAUCAAUGGCGAGACUGUGAAGUUGCAGAUUUGGGACACAGCCGGACAGGAGCGGUUUCGCUCCGUCACUCGCGGGUAUUACCGCGGGGCGGCUGGGGCGCUACUUGUGUAUGAUGUUUCACGGCGAGAGACAUUCUCUCGCAUAGGGACGUGGCUGCAAGACGCGCGGGGAAACACGAACCCGCACACAGUAAUGAUGCUCGUGGGCAACAAGUCGGACCUUGACGAGAGUCGCGAGGUAUCAUACGAGGAGGCGGUAAAGUUUGCGGAUGAAAACAAUCUGCUCUUUGUGGAGUGCAGUGCGCUGAAUGGCGAUAAUGUGGAGCAGGCAUUUCUCUCGACUGCACACAAGAUACACGAGAAGGUGAUGUGUGGCAUCCUGAAUCCUGGCGACCCCGAAAGUGGUGUGCAGCUGCAUAAUGCGACGCUCCCGAAUGCGGGCGAUUCAACGAAGAGGGAGAGAAAAGGGGACAAUACAUGCCAUUGCUAG
This is a messenger RNA of Trypanosoma cruzi, 636 nucleotides long. RefSeq lists its product as uncharacterized. Gene Ontology annotation, cellular component: Golgi apparatus. The transcript has a single exon. The record is from RefSeq and is a predicted model, not a curated record. NCBI's taxonomy places the organism in Eukaryota, Euglenozoa, Kinetoplastea, Trypanosomatida, Trypanosomatidae. Bases 1 to 636 code for a protein of 211 amino acids. Gene Ontology annotation, molecular function: GTPase activity; GTP binding.